UAGGUGUUUGAAGAAUUGCUUCUUAGUGGUUUAAUCUUGCAAAGGAAAGGUUUGAUUACACUCCUCAUCAAGUAUUAGGAAGAAGUUUGGCUCAUUGUUGACAGUGCAAUGGAUACAAAUAAUGUCAUAUCUGAUGCGAAUAUCGCCCUGAUCCUAGAGGACAUCUUGCAUAUCUACAAGUUCGAGACAAUUUGUAUUCUUUAUCUAAUAUCUAUGAGGUCUCGUACAAGGCUAAGUAGGAGACGGGCAGGCACUAGGAAAUCUUUCACCAUAACUGAUAGGGUCCCAAACCAGGUGAAUCAUAUGAAUAGGUUGGUGAGAGUGACAGAUGUAGAUUGUGUUGACAAUCUUCGAAUGGAUCGUAACACAUUCGGGAGGUUAUGUCUGCUAAUUAGACAAGUGGAAGGGCUGAAAGACGGCAGAUUUGUAUUUGUGGAGGAGCAAGUAGCAAUGUUCUUGGGCAUCUUAGCACACCAUAAGAAAAAUAGAAUUGUGAAAUUUGAGUUUUGGAGAUCAGGCCAAACAAUAUCUCGUUACUUUCAUCGUGUACUAAAUGCGAUUCUGAAGCUGAAUACACUUUUUUUGGUCAAACCUGACCCGGUAACUGCUGACUGCCUUGACCACCGAUGGAAAUGGUUUAAGGGUUGCCUAGGAGCCUUGGAUGGUACAUACAUCGACGUACUUGUACCUAAUGCGGACAAGCCGAGGUACCGAACUCGAAAGGGACGUAUAUCAACAAACACAUUGGCUGUGUGUGAUCGAUAUAUGAGAUUUGUGUACGUUUUACCCGGUUGGGAAGGCUCGGCUGCGGAUUCUAGAGUACUUCGUGAUGCUGUCAAUCGAGUUCAUGGAUUGCGAGUGCCAAAAGGGAAUUAUUAUCUUUGCGAUAAUGGAUAUGCGAACAGUGAAGGGUUCUUGACCCCGUACAAGGCAGUUAGAUACCAUCUCAAGGAGUGGGGACCAACAACAGAUUUGCCACAAAAUCCAAAGGAAAUGUUUAACAUGAGACACACAAGAGCACGUAACAUGGCAUCUGAUCCGAUAGAGCAAGCACUUGAUGGUGGUCAUGAGGGAGACAAUGUUGAACAUGAAGAUGAGGUUGACAAUGUUGAACAUGCAGAUGAAGGGGGAGAAUUUGUUGAUGUGAUAGAACCUUCAACAGAGUGGAACCAAAAACGAGAUGAAAUGGCACUAGCCAUGUGGAACUAUGGACAUGUGGCUGGGGAUUGAGGACGAGAGGUUAGUUUCGGUUUGUCGUUGCGGAGGUGGUAAAAUGAAACUUAAAUGUCCAGAUAGUUUUGAUCUUCAUGGCUAUUUUGCUCGUUUUGUUUGGCUUUGUAAUAGGGCGACUAGUAUGAAGCAAGAUGGAAAUGGUAUUUAGUAGCCUAUGUGCAGACUUUGUAUUAUGAUUUUGGGCAUUUUAAUGUCAUAAUACUUCUCCUAUUGUUGUAUAAAGUUUAUCACGUUUCAUUUGGG
Messenger RNA from Salvia hispanica, 1476 nucleotides. The record is from RefSeq and is a predicted model, not a curated record. NCBI's taxonomy places the organism in Eukaryota, Viridiplantae, Streptophyta, Magnoliopsida, Lamiales, Lamiaceae.